This is a messenger RNA of Nematocida minor, 1320 nucleotides long. Its product is annotated as adenosylhomocysteinase. The transcript has a single exon. Bases 1 to 1320 code for a protein of 439 amino acids. Gene Ontology annotation, biological process: L-methionine cycle. NCBI's taxonomy places the organism in Eukaryota, Fungi, Microsporidia. Gene Ontology annotation, molecular function: adenosylhomocysteinase activity. The record is from RefSeq and is a predicted model, not a curated record. Gene Ontology annotation, cellular component: cytosol.
AUGACCAACGAAAACGAAGUAUUUCCGCGCUACAAAGUAAAAGCACUCGAGCUCUCCGAGAUAGGAGAAGAAGCCAUUCUUUUUGCAAGGAACGAAAUGCCUGGGAUAAGACACUUAUCAAAAACAUACGGUGAAACAAAGCCACUGAAAGGCGCAAGGAUUGCCGGGUGUCUGCACAUGACCGUGCAAACAGCAGCAAUGAUUGAGCUAAUUGUGGAAAUGGGCGCAGAGGUGGCCUGGUGCUCCUCCAAUGUGCUUAGCACGGAGGAUAAGGCAGCAGCCGCCCUUGCAAGUAGGGGAAUAAGCAUAUACGCAUGGAAAGGAGAGACAGACGAAGAGUACAAGUGGUGUCUUCGCGCUGUUUUAUCUAAGUGGGAGAAUGGCCCAAAUAUCGUGAUUGAUGAUGGCGGUGAUCUAACGAAUCUUUUGCACACUGACUACUCUCAUCUGCUCCCUGGGAUCAUAGGACAGACAGAGCAGACAACCACGGGAACACACAUCCUUGAAAAGAUGCACAAGAACGGGAUACUGAAGAUACCAGCUAUCUGCAUAAACGAAAGCGUCAUGAAGAGCAAGUUUGACAAUAUAUACGGAUGCAGAGAGUCUCUAACAGACGGAAUAAAAAGAGCAACAGAUGCGAUGAUAGCAGGGAAGCGCGUGCAUAUUUGCGGAUUUGGAGACGUAGGAAAAGGCUGUGCCCAGGCCAUGGCUAAAAUGGGCGCAGUGGUGACGAUUUCCGAAGUAGAUCCUAUCUGCGCAAUGCAGGCUGUGAUGGAGGGCUACCAGAUCAGAACAGUUGAUCAGGUGGCAGAAGAAGUGGACAUUUGGGUCACAGCCACAGGGAAUAGAGACAUUCUUACAGCCAGCACAAUUUUGAGAAUGAAAGACAUGGCAAUUUUGUCAAAUAUCGGACACUUUAAUGUGGAGAUAGAUGCAGAGUGGGUCUACAAGGACGCAAAGAAAAUUGUCUCCAUAGGAAACAACGCAGAAAGAAUAGUUUUGUCGAAUGGCAGGUCAGUCAUACUGCUGGCUGAGGGAAGACUCGUUAACCUGGGCUGUGCCACAGGACACUCCAGCUUUGUUAUGAGCACAAGCUUCUCUUGCCAGGUGCUGGCUGUUCUUCGGCUGUGGAGAGAGUUUGAAGCCAGCAGCGAGAACAGAGGCGCAGUCCUCUUUUUAACGAGAGAAGAGGACGAAGAGAUAGCAAGGAUGCACUUAGAGGGAAUAGGCCAUACUUUAACCAAGCUUACACCGGUGCAGGCAGAGUAUCUGAAUGUUCCAGUGUCAGGGCCGUACAAGAGCGAGAGUUACAAGUACUAA